Parastagonospora nodorum SN15 is the source of this 1008-nucleotide messenger RNA. RefSeq lists its product as hypothetical. Lineage: Eukaryota; Fungi; Ascomycota; Dothideomycetes; Pleosporales; Phaeosphaeriaceae. Bases 1 to 1008 code for a protein of 335 amino acids. The transcript has a single exon. The record is from RefSeq and is a predicted model, not a curated record.
AUGACGGAUCUAUCGCAUCAGCCUACAUGGGACACAUUGACGAAGUUCUGUCCAUAUUCCACGCCCUAUAAAACACAGCCAACCCCCUUUCCUCUUCCGUUCGUCACAAACCCCACAGCGGCGAAAGAUCUAUGCCAGCACCCCGAGUACCAGGAAAUGCACGGCCUCUUCCUAUCCCCAGCAUCACUGCCUCUAAUCCAAGGCCUUGUACCAAUCCUCUCCACCAGCUCUCUCUCAACAACCAGCGACAUCCUAUUCCCCAGCCCCGCCUACAUCGAGCCAGAAUUCCAGUACGAAGCCACCCACGACAUAGCCUGGGACAAGAAACGCAACAACCUCUACUGGGCCGGCUCCACCACCGGCGCGCACGCGUCGAACGAUCAAUGGCCUUUUUUCCACCGCCAGAGAUUCGUCGCUCUGGCACAGAACCUGCUGCGAAAGAACUACACCUACACUUACCUACGUAAUUACAACGGCGUGCUCGCGCGCGUGCACUCUGCAUUUCUAAACACCCGAUUAUUCGACGUAGCGUUUACGCGCAUAUCCCAAUGCGCGCGGAGAUACUGCGCCGCACAAGACGCGUACUUCCGUGUCAAGUCGUGGGCUAACAAGAACCGCGCACUGCAUUCGAAGCUUGUCUUUGAUCUCGACGGGAAUGGCAUCAGCGGGCGGUAUUAUCAAUUGCUGGCCUCGAAUUCCGCGCCGUUGAAGCAGACGCUCUUGCGAGAGUGGCAUGAUGAGCGCCUCGUGCCGUGGGUGCAUUACAUACCUGUGAGUAUGGGCAUGGAGGAACUGCCGGAGUUGGUGACGCAUCUUACGGCGAAUGAGGCGGGGAUGAGGACGGCGAGGGAUGUAGCCGAGGCGGGGAAGGAGUGGUUUGGGAAGGCGUUGAGGGAAGUCGAUAGGAGUGUUUACGUCUAUAGGUUGUCGUUGGAAUUGGCGAGGAUCCAGGAUCCAGAAAGAGAGGCAGGUUUUCCGCUCGAAGGAAGACGAGAGAGCGCAAGGUAG